CCGUUUGUUCCAGAGAUGCUCGAAGCAAACAGCUCCAACAUCUGCUUGAAAAGGUUAACAAUAUGAGUCAGACCAUCGAGCUGUUGGAGCAGCGAACUCACAGAGACGUUCAGUUUGUGGAGAAAAUGGAAAUUGAGCUGAAAGGUCUGGAAAACAAAUUCAAGGAGGUUGAGGAUGGACACGAAAUCAACACCGCCAGACAGUUCAAGGGACAUGGAAAGUUUGCUAAAGAUAUAUGGUGGGUGAAGUACUCCUUUUAAAAUCCAGAAGGGAGUCUGGCAGGGCUACCCUCUAUCUGGUAUGCCGUACUCUUUGGCCAUUGAACCCCUCCUGCACAAACUGGUACGACAUCUUUUCAUGCUUCACUCCCUCUGGUUGUAAACAGAUUUUUAGAUUAUCUGCGUACCCUGAUAAUAUUUUUGUUCUUGUUGCAGAACAAGAGGAUAUAAAUAUCCUCAUUAACACCGUGAAUAGUUGUGGUUUACUGUCCUCCAAGGUCAACUGGCAGAAAGGUGAAAACAACUUAACUUUAACAACCAGCGAUGAGCUGAGUAGAAAACUUGUUUUACCAGAGGGGUUAGUCUGGAAGAGAAUAGGUUUUAAAUACCUCAGAGAUCACUCAGUUGUUACUGGAAAUUAUGACAAAGUACUUGAAAUGGUUGAAGGACGGCUCAGGAGAUGGAAAUUUAAACCAUGUGCUCCAGUGAUCAACAACUUGCUGUCCUCCAUAAUGUGGCAUUGACUGACCUGUGUGGAUCCCCCCGGCUGGUCUGCUUGCCCAAAUUCAAAUGGUAUUGGUGGACUUUUUCUGGAAUUGUCUGCACUGGGUUCCGCAGAAUGUUUUGUUCCUUCCAAAAAACACAGUUGGACAGGGGAUGAUGAAGACCAGGUUGAAAAUAUAAUUUCAGUUUGUAUAGCUCAACUAACAAUGUGAAAAAAAGUGUGUGAGUGCUUAAACAAUGUUUUAUGUUCUGUUGAUGAGCAGAUUUUUGCACCCAUUCUCAGUCAAACUGUGGUUUUUGUUUUUAUUUAUUCUUUCUUUUGACAAAUUUGGUAGCUGAAUUAAGAAAAGAAUUAAACAAAUGAAAAAAAAAAGAAGUUAGGGUUGUGGUUAACCUGUGGCUAGGGGCUACCCUAACCCCAGCCCCUCUCUGUCUCUCUCUGACUCAGUCUAUCAGAUCAAAGAUGGAGGAGCUCCGUCCUCUGAUUCGGGUGCUGGAGUCCUAUAAAGCUGAUGUUCUGCUUGUAGCUCAGUUUAAGGAUGAAGCAGCAAAUGUGACGAAGCAGCUGGAGUCUCUUCAGGAGACACUGAGCGGACUCGACUAUCAGGAGCUGCAGAGCAGAGUUGUGAACCUGGAGGACAGGCUCAGAGCCUGCAUGCAGAGACUGGCUUGUGGGAAACUAACAGGAGUCUCUGAGCCAAUCACCAUCAAGACAUCCGGCUCCAGGUUUGGAUCAUGGAUGACUGACCCACUGGCUCCACCUGGAGACAACAGAGUGUGGUAUAUGGAUGGUUACCAUAACAAUCGCUUUGUUAGGGAGUAUCAGUCGAUGUAUGACUUCAUGAUGACAGAUAACUUCACCUCUCAUCGUCUGCCUCAUCCCUGGUCUGGGACUGGUCAGGUGGUUUUUAACGGAUCUAUUUACUUCAACAAGUUCCAGAGUCACACCAUAAUCAAGUUCGACUUCAGGACGUCACUCAUCAGCCGCUCUCGACAGCUCGACUUCGCCGGCUACAACAACAUGUACCAUUAUUCCUGGGGGGGGCACUCAGAUAUUGACCUAAUGGUAGAUGAGGGCGGGCUCUGGGCUGUCUAUGCCACUAAUCAGAAUGCUGGAAACAUCGUCCUCAGCCAGUUAAACGCAAAUACUUUGCAGAUUAUACGCAGCUGGACCACUAACCACCCAAAACGCAGUGCUGGCGAGGCAUUCAUGAUAUGUGGAACCCUGUAUGUUACUAAUGGUUACUCUGGUGGAACCAAAGUGUACUAUGCAUACUCCACUAACUCAUCAACAUACGAGUACAUCGACAUUCCCCUGACUAAUAAGUACAGUCACCUGUCCAUGCUUGACUACAACCCUCGAGACAGAGCACUGUAUGCCUGGAACAAUGGUCACCAAGUUCUUUAUAAUGUGACACUAUAUCACAUUAUACAGUAAAAAUAAUCAUAUGUAACAAUGAAAAUCACUUCAGUUCACUAUUAUAUUACAUCCAUUCACAUUAUUUAUUCAACAUUAAGAUGAUUGAGUGAAUUCAGUUUAUUCUGAAGAAAAUCUUCAGGUUCAGAGGUUGAGUCUCUCACCUCAUAAAGACUGAAAAGUCACCACGAUCCAUCAAAGUCCUCAUCAAUUAAGUCUAAUCCUCGCAACUACUUUUAUUCCACUAUGUAACGAGUUAGAAAAACUGGUUUUAGUUUGGGUAAUUACAGAUGCUGUUUCCUGUCACUGCAGUCUGUGGUUAUUGGUCAACACCUUACUCAACUAAAUGCUGUUUAAAUUACAUGUCAUAAAUCAUAUGUUAUGGAUUAUGUUUGGCUUGGUGUAGUUAGUUAAGUUAGUUUACUUUUCUUUUUGCUGUCUUUGUGAGAAUUAAGACUGAACUCAUCGUCACAUCUGGCCUAGAGCUUGUCGACUGUUAACGUAGAUUAUUGAUGUCGUUUAAAAAUGAAUUUAAAGGUAAACUUUGAUCAGUUGAUGUUUUUUAGGGAUAGGGUUUUACACACAAAUGCACUAAAAAGUAAUCCCAACCCUAAUCCACUAAUACAAUCACACAGAAAAAUCUUUGUCAAUAAGAGACAUAAAAAGUUUUAAGAAUUAGAUGUUUUACUCUGAAGAGUGCUUUUUUAUGAUAUUUAAAUGUGUGUAUUUUUUUCCUUAAUGCGACAUUUUCUCACUUUGGGAAAAACAA
Molecule: messenger RNA, 2908 nt
Organism: Paralichthys olivaceus (Japanese flounder)
Lineage: Eukaryota; Metazoa; Chordata; Actinopteri; Pleuronectiformes; Paralichthyidae
Source: RefSeq, a predicted model, not a curated record